Molecule: messenger RNA, 315 nt
Organism: Acanthamoeba castellanii str. Neff
Lineage: Eukaryota; Discosea; Longamoebia; Acanthamoebidae
Exons: 2
Coding region: 1-315 (104 amino acids)
Source: RefSeq, a predicted model, not a curated record
AUGAAGCUGAUCCUCCUCGCUCUCGCCUUGCUGAUGGCCUUCGUCGCCGUCGCGAUGGCCCAGGCCGCCUCGCCCGCCGUCGCCGUGUCCGGAGAGAUGCCCGGCCCAGUUCCCACCAAAGCAGACGUCGAACAACUCGUCGGCCACCCGAUCAGCGAUGAGGAAUGGAACAAGCAGGUGAGCCUGGACCCGUCGCCCGCGGUCCUGUUGGGUUCCGGCGACCCCAGCAACGCCGACUCUUCGCCCGCCUCCACCCUCCACCCCUUCGUCUUCGUCUUUCUUCUCUUCGUCUUCGUUCCUCUCUUUGAUUUUUAA